Messenger RNA from Camellia sinensis, 4221 nucleotides. RefSeq names its product phytosylfokine-alpha receptor 2 (gene PSKR2). Gene Ontology annotation, biological process: protein phosphorylation. The record is from RefSeq and is a predicted model, not a curated record. Gene Ontology annotation, molecular function: protein binding; ATP binding; protein kinase activity. NCBI's taxonomy places the organism in Eukaryota, Viridiplantae, Streptophyta, Magnoliopsida, Ericales, Theaceae.
AAGAGAGAAAGAGAGAGAGAAACGUCUGGGUUUAAAAUUAGAGAAAAGAGAGAGUGAGGGAGAGAGAGAACACAUUUGUAGAAAAGUGGCACAAUGUUGAUGUUGGGUUCACAGGGGACUCUCUUUACUUCACUUGCAAUCUUUCUUGUGUCUUCACUGUGAGCCUUUUUUGUUUAAGAAGUUUCUUUCUUUAUUUAUGUCCAUUGAUUGUAGUAGAGCAUGUUCAGUCUUCUAAUAUCUGAUCUAGGGUUUUGACAUCAUUCUGGUCUUUAAUGGUGGUGAUUGUUGCUUCAUUCAGAAGCUGCAGAGUGGGUAUCUUUUUUUGGUUUCUGAGGCAUUUUGGGAUGUGGGUUUGAAAUUUCUUCAUUUGGGGUUUUCCUCUUUACUUUCUUUUCCAAAAGGGCAGUGCUUGUGUGUGAUGUGAGCUAGGGUUUUCCGGGGGGGAGUCCUUGAUCUCUGUGGUCUGGGGUUUUGAUUUCAUGUGGAUCUCAAUGGGUUUUUACUGACAAGCUGAUUACUUCGUUUGUAAGUUCUUUUUGUGGGUUUUUGAGGUGUUUUGGGAUGUGGGUCUGAAGGGAGUGGUUGUCUUCUUGCUAAACUUAGGCCUCUCAUUAAUGGUCUAGGGAUUUGAUUCCAAGUGGGUGUUAAUUGUUCCUUGACUUGCAAGUGCUUUUGUUGUGGUUGUUCUAGUCCUUCAUUUGGAUUCUUUCUCACUUCCUAUCAUAUCAAAUUGAGCUAAGUUUCUCCUGGUUUUUGCUCUGGUUUGAUUUGGUUAUAUCUCAUUUGGUUUCAGCAAUGGCGGGGCUAGGGUUUAUUCCAAUGAAUUUCUUCAAACUAGCAUUCUUGGCUUGUUUUAUCUUCUCAUGCUUGUCUCUUGGAACCCCAAGUCAAGCCUGUGAUCCCAAUGAUCUGUUAGCACUGAAAAAGUUUGCAGGCAAUCUCACAAAUGGGUCCAUUAUCGCAACAUGGUCCAAUGAUUCCAUUUGCUGUGAAUGGGAAGGUAUUAAAUGUGACCAUCGUGGUAAUGGAUCAUCAACAACCAGAGUAAGUAUCUUGAAUCUCUCCGGAAAAGGCUUAAGAGGCUCAAUUUCACGCUCUCUGGGCAGUUUGGAUGAGUUGAAACUUCUUGAUCUUUCUUGCAAUCAUCUGGAUGGUGAAUUGCCCACGGAGCUUUCGAAUUUGAAGAAUCUUGAAGUUCUUGAUUUCAGCCACAACAUGUUAACAGGGCCUGUUUCAGGGUCACUCGUCGGUUUGAAUUCAAUACGAUCAAUCAAUAUAUCGAGCAAUUCAUUCAAUGGGGACUUGUUUGAUCUUGGGGAAUUCCCAAAUCUUUCAGUGCUCAAUCUCAGCAGCAAUUCAUUCGCUGGUGGAUUGAAUUCACAAAUCUGCAUUUCAUCAAACAAGAUUCAGAUUCUUGAUUUAUCAAUGAACCAUUUGGCAGGUGGGCUCGAUGGAUUAGGCAAUUGCAGCACAUCUCUACAACAAUUGCGCGUUGAUGGCAAUUCGCUUGAAGGCCAGAUUCCAGACUCAUUGUAUUCAGUGUCAUCUUUGGAGCAUCUUUCAAUCUCUGCCAACAAUUUUUCAGGCCAGCUGAGCCCGAAACUCAGUAAGCUUUCGAGCCUCAAAAUCUUGGUUAUUGGUGGAAAUCAAUUUUCAGGUCCCCUUCCAAAUGUGUUUGGGAACCUAACACAAUUAGAACAUUUAAUUGCAUGUUCAAACAUGUUUUCCGGGUCAUUGCCUUCGACCCUGGCACUCUGCUCAAAGCUACGAGUGCUUGAUCUUCGGAACAAUUCUCUAUCAGGAUCGAUAAAUCUUGAUUUCACUGGAUUGCCUUAUCUAUGUACACUUGAUCUUGCCACAAAUCACUUCAUUGGUCCCCUGCCCGAUUCAAUAUCUAGUUGUCACGAGUUGAAAGUGUUGAGUGUUGCUAAAAACUCGUUAACUGGCCAGAUUCCUGAAAGCUAUGCAAACCUUUCGUCCCUUGUGUUUCUCUCAUUAUCAAACAACAGUUUUGUGAAUUUAAAUGGGGCAUUAUCAGUACUGCAGCAAUGUACAAAUCUCACCACACUCAUCCUUACUAGAAAUUUCCAUGGAGAAGAAAUCCCAGAAAAUGUGAUUGGGUUUGAGAGCUUAAUGGUUUUUGCACUAGGGAAUUGCGCUCUUAGUGGUCAAAUCCCGAUUUGGUUGCGAAAUUGCCGGAAAUUACAAGUUGUUGAUCUUUCUUGGAAUCAUUUGAAUGGUAGCAUCCCGCCUUGGAUAGGUCAGAUGGACAAUUUGUUUUACCUUGACUUCUCAAACAACUCUCUCACUGGAGAAAUUCCAAGGAGUUUGACAGAACUGAAGAGUCUCAUUUCCGGGAGUAGCAGUUCAUCCAAUCACACCACGGCCCUGGGCAUUCCCCUGUACGUCAAGCGAAACCAGAGUGCUAAUGGUUUACAGUACAACCAGGCCUCAAGUUUUCCCCCAUCAAUUUACCUGAGCAAUAACAGAAUAAACGGGACAAUUUGCCCUGAAAUUGGGCAAUUGAAACAGCUCCACGUCUUAGAUUUGAGCAGGAACGUCAUAACUGGGUCCAUCCCUAGCUCCAUAUCAGAUAUGGGUAACCUGGAGGUUUUGGAUUUAUCGAGCAAUAAUCUCUAUGGAUCAAUCCCUGCAUCGUUUAAUAAGCUCACAUUCCUGUCAAAGUUUAGUGUGGCAAAUAAUCAUUUGCGGGGUGCAAUUCCAACCGGGGGUCAGUUCUUGAGCUUUCCUGGAUCAAGCUUUGAGGGUAAUCCUGGACUUUGCGGGACAAUAGACUCCCCUUGUAGAGCUAUUAAUAAUAUGGGGACUCAACCCGCUAUCUCAUCUGGUUCAAAUAGCAAAUUUGGUCGAAGCAGCAUCUUUGGAAUCACUAUCAGUGUAGGAGUUGCCAUUGCAGUGCUCGUGGCCAUUGUUAUGCUCAAAAUGUCAAGGAGGGGUGUUGGAGAUGUAGUUGAAAAUUUGGAUGAAGAAACCGGGAGGCCACAUAGGUUAUCCGAAGCGCUCGGGUAUUCAAAAUUAGUGCUUUUUCAGAACUCGGAAUGCAAGGAUCUUACAGUUGCGGAGUUGUUGAAAUCCACGGGCAAUUUUAACCAGGCAAACAUAAUUGGGUGUGGAGGAUUUGGCCUGGUUUACAAAGCCAACCUUCCCAAUGGCGUGAAAGCAGCAGUCAAGCGGCUUUCGGGGGAUUGCGGGCAGAUGGAACGUGAAUUCCAAGCUGAAGUGGAAGCUCUCUCAAGAGCUCAGCAUCGAAACCUUGUUUCUCUCCAGGGCUAUUGUCAACAUGGAAAUGACAGGUUAUUGAUUUACUCAUAUAUGGAGAAUGGAAGCUUGGAUUAUUGGCUACAUGAGCGGGUUGAUGGGGGUUCGCUUCUUAGGUGGGACACGAGGCUGAAGAUAGCUCAAGGAGCCGGUCAUGGCUUGGCUUACUUGCAUAAGGAGCCAAAUAUAAUUCAUAGAGACAUAAAAACUAGUAACAUUUUGUUGGAUGAAAAAUUCGAAGCUCAUUUAGCAGAUUUUGGUCUCUCAAGGUUGCUUCACCCUUACGAUACCCAUGUAACGACAGAUUUGGUGGGGACAUUAGGGUAUAUUCCUCCUGAAUAUAGUCAGACAUUGACGGCCACUUUCAAGGGUGACGUUUAUAGCUUCGGUGUCGUGCUUCUCGAGCUUCUCACUGGUAGGAGGCCUGUGGAGGUUUGCAAGGGGAAGAAUUGCAGGGACUUGGUGUCAUGGGUAUUUCAGAUGAAAUAUGAGAAGAGGGAGGAGGAAAUAUUUGAUUCAUUGAUAUGGAAUAAGAAUUAUGAAAAGCAGCUCCUUGAUGUGCUCGGCGUAGCUUGUAAAUGCUUAGACCAAGAUCCGAGGCGGAGACCCUCCAUCGAUCAAGUUGUUUUGUGGCUUGACAGAGUUGGCACUGAGGGUACGAAGGAAUAACUCUGUUCACUGUCUGUUCUCUGACAGAGCCAAGUUUUCUGUUCAAAUCACAAAAGUGGUUAGUAUAACUGUAAAGCUACACGGUUUAAAUUUCCGUGCUUUGGUACCGAAUAGUGUUGUUGAAUUACUUUAAAUUAGAUAUUAGACACCUUUUUGCAUACCUGGAAUAAUCAUUGUAGAGCUUCUAAAUCUUUUGUGUAUAUAUAUAUUUUCUGAUAUAUUGCUAUGUAAUGUCCUGGGAAAGUGAAAUAUAAAACCUGCCUUUGCGCUUUA